AUGCUCAACACCAUCACUAGGAGACAUUUCUCCCUCCAAAAAACAAUCAUCACAGGAGGAUUCUCAAAUUUUCAUCACCAUCACCAACAACAACAAUUGCGAAAUUAUUCUCACUAUAAUCCCAUUCCGGACAUUACCUACAAAUCAGUAGAACCAGAGCAAGAUGUUGCGGGAUCUUCUUCAGGUAAUCAUCAUCAUCAUAAAUAUAUUGAUAGUAAGAAGGUUCCUCUGAUUGUGUUGCAUGGUUUAUUUGGGUCCUAUUUGAAUUUUUCUACAUUUGCUAGACAAUAUAGUCAGAAGCAUCAUACCAAGGUUUAUUUACUCAACUUGAGAAAUCACUCGGAAAAGCAAAAUCACUCAGCAGUGAUGAAUUUUGCAGUGAUGGCUUCUGAUUUGGCACAUUUUGUGAAUAAGCAUCAUAUUGAGGAGUUUGAUUUGUUUGGAUUUAGUUUGGGAGGAAAGACAUCAAUGGCAGCUUGUUUGGGGAAUGAUUUUAAGAAUCAUGUUGCUAAUAGAGUUAGAAAAUUGGUAGUGGGUGAUAUCAGCCCACUUCCUUUGCGUGAUAGUGAGUGGGAUAUUCCAACUGUUAUGAAUGGAUUAGUUUUACUGGAUAAACAAUUGGAUAGCAUGACUACAAGAUCGCAAGCUGAUGAAUUUUUAAAGAACCACGUACCUAGUCCAGAAGUUAGAAGUUUCCUCUUGAGUAAUUUGAAAAAGAAGGAUUCAUCGAGUAGUAGAAGUGGAAUUUAUGAUUGGAAAUUUAAUUUGAGUGCAUUAGCUUCUAAUUUACAUGAAAUUGCUGAUUUCCCAUACAAGACUGACAGCGUAAUUCAAGAACUAAAGCAACUAGGAAGAGAAAAUAUCACUCAAUUGCCUUGGACACCUUUUGAAAAGCCAACCCUUUUCAUGAAGGGAGAAUUGAGUCCACUCAUUAAUUCCAAGAGUGAGAGAACACUCAACACAAUGAAAACUUUCUUCCCGAAUUAUGAACUAUUCCAAUUCGAUGGAUGCACUCACUGGAUACAUGCUGAAAGAUAUCCUCUCUUCUUUUCCAAGAUGGAAGAAUUUUUGAAUGCUUCAAACAAAGAGUAA
This is a messenger RNA of Naegleria gruberi, 1092 nucleotides long. RefSeq lists its product as uncharacterized. NCBI's taxonomy places the organism in Eukaryota, Heterolobosea, Eutetramitea, Acrasida, Naegleriidae. The transcript has a single exon. The coding region runs from base 1 to 1092 and encodes 363 amino acids. The record is from RefSeq and is a predicted model, not a curated record.